GUUCCAAUUCCAGCAAAUCAUCAUCAUCAGCUUCUAUCUGCUCGGACCCCCCUUUAUGAGGAUGGCGCAGCCUUGGCUUUUUCCCAAGGCAUCAAACGCAAGACCCUCAUGAAUAUCGACGUGAAGGUGAUGAACCUCUCCCAGCUGUGGCGGUCCCCCCUAUUGUCAGACACCCGAUCCUGGCGAUCCGCAGGGGGGGGGCGUUGCCACAUUUCUCCCGAACCACCAUGCAAACUCCAGUAACCAAAUACUCCACUCAUCGUCACUCCCAGCAGUCGAUCCCUUCCCUCCUUUUCACCUCCAAACCCGCAAGCGAUGACGCUGACCCGUGGGGCCCGGCGGGUUCGCAUUUCAAACUACCGCCCAACCUGCCCCUCGUUGGUCGCUGGCCCGCGUGGUCGAUGAUCUAUUCCCAGGCCCCCUCGGCGGUUACUAGGAUGAGCCUAUCAUCCUCGCGCUUCGCAUGCAUGCACCGAAUCAGAGAGGGGUGCAUGUCUCUGCCGGGUCCAAUAUGGAUCUUCCAAAGCGAAAGAGAGCUAUGGGGACAUGUAUGCGCCUCGCCAUUAUUGAUUGCUGCUCGUCGUCGAUUCGUUUUUAUUUUACUUCUUCCUCGCCUUUUUCUCCCUGUCGAUUCAACUCUCCAUGGCAUCUUGCCUUUCUCAUCCAUUCACUCUUCUUUCCUGACAUUCCUUUUGUGCAACAAUUUCAAUCUCGCUCUUUUUUUUCUUUCUCUGCUAUCGCGUAUCUUUCGUUCCUUAUCGAUAUCGACACAGCUCUGGACGUGGCAACCAUGUUCACCUCCUCGCGGCGAUGGAUCUUCAUCGUCUCGCCAUUCAUUACUCUCACUCUGGUCUAUUAUUUCUUUCUCUCACCACAUUCCGAUCCGAUCACUUUAAAUUUCCACGGACAAUGGUCACCAUCCGAACAAGAACCCAUGAUCCUCGAGGGGACACGCCCUCUUUCCCAAUCCGAGAAGCAGAACCAGCAACAAAUCUCGGAUGAUUUCUUCGAGGAGGACCGAUGUGGGAAAUUGCGCAAGGACAUGGAUGACGUCUUUGUCGUCUUGAAGACCGGUGCCACCGAAGCCCGCGAGAAGGUCCCCGUACAAUUGCGCACCACUCUCCAAUGUGUCCCGCAUUACGCCGUUUUCUCCGAUUAUGAGGAGACCAUCAGCGGCGUACGCGUCUACGACGUUUUGCAAAAUGUCACCGAAUCUACCAUGAAUGAGGCACCCGAAUUCGAAAUCUAUCACCGCCUGCAGGAAGUCGGCCCCGAGGGCCUGACGGAUGAAGAGAUGGGCGAUGACUCGAAUGGUCCCUUCGGCAAGACCAACAACCCGGGCUGGAAACUCGAUAAAUGGAAGUUCCUGCCCAUGAUUGCCGGAGCCCUGGAAGUGCAGCCCAACGCCAAAUGGUACAUUUUCAUGGAAGCCGACACCUACAUGGUAUGGCCGAACCUGGUAAACUGGCUCGCCCACCUGGACCACCACCAAAACUACUACCUCGGCAGUCCAAUGCAAAUCGGCGACGUUCUCUUCGGAUACGGCGGGGCAGGCAUUAUCCUCUCCAGUCGAACGAUGUAUCAUCUGCACAACUACCGCGCCAAGCACCAGCAGGAACUGGAGCAUAUGACCAGUCUAGAAUGGGCCGGAGACUGCGCAUUAGCGCAAGCCCUGAAAGAUGUCCACGUCGAACUGACCUGGGCCUGGCCCAUGAUGAUGACCUCCCGACCACAAGAGAUCGAUCACUUCUCAGAAGCCUACGGCCGCCAACCAUGGUGUUAUCCCGCCGUGUCAUACCACCACAUGAGCCCGCGCGAUAUCGAGGAAAUGUGGCGGUUUGACCGGGGAUGGUUCAAGAGCGGUAAGAACGCCCUCUUGCUGCACGGCGAUGUUUAUCGCGAGCUCGUUCAUAAUAAUUCUCUCGCGGAACGGCCUGAUUGGGAUAACCUGUCACCGGCCAUUAUCGAUUUUGAUCCCCCGACUGAACCGUCGACGGACGCGUGUGCCGAUGCCUGCUCGCAGAAUACAGACUGUUUGCAAUUCUCGUAUAAUCAUGAGAUGCAGUCGUGUAAACAUGCCUCGACGACUUUUGGUGGCGUUGCCACUAAUGGUACCGACUCGGGCUGGAUAACGCAUCGUGUUCAGCGACUAUUGAAUAACUUUCAAUCUUCGUGUCCGGAGGUACAAUACAUUUUGGAAUGAUACCAUCCACGGCUGCGCUCCUUCCCUCUGUGACGAUGCCUUCCACCUCACAACCCUGGUUGGUGGCACUCUCUUUCUUUCCUACUUUCCUACACGCUUGUACAUAUCCCACCCUCGCACGCACUUUUGCUUUCACUUUUUUUUUAUUCCCGGCGCUCAUAUCAUUGGCGAGGCGUUGAGUCAUAUUGGGGCGUCUUUUUUUUUACAUUCUCAUUGUGAUACGUGGUCUGCUGGACGGACAAGAUCAUUUCGACUAUGCACUCGCUUGCAUUCAUUUACGGGUACUUGACUACUGCUUUGGGGCUACCUGGGUCUAAUAGCAGGCCGAUCAAUAAACUGGAUUUCAAGAAGAUUAGACAUGACGUGGCGAUGCAAAAUAUAAAUAAUAAUCAUCGGUAGCACACUGUGACUCGGAAGCUAUCGCCAUGAAAUGGCGGAAAUCUCUAGGUGAUGGUUGGGCAUCGUUUCUUCAAAAUAUCUUCUCUGUGUUUGCCUUGGACAUCACCUUGAAUGGAUCUCGCAACGAUUAUCGUACCACAGCACUCCUAAUGUACCACAG
This is a messenger RNA of Penicillium brasilianum, 2762 nucleotides long. The record is from the annotation of a GenBank genome assembly. NCBI's taxonomy places the organism in Eukaryota, Fungi, Ascomycota, Eurotiomycetes, Eurotiales, Aspergillaceae.